Pyricularia grisea is the source of this 228-nucleotide messenger RNA. RefSeq lists its product as uncharacterized. NCBI's taxonomy places the organism in Eukaryota, Fungi, Ascomycota, Sordariomycetes, Magnaporthales, Pyriculariaceae. The coding region runs from base 1 to 228 and encodes 75 amino acids. The record is from RefSeq and is a predicted model, not a curated record. The transcript has 3 exons.
AUGCCUAGGGUAAAACUUGCGGCGUGCCAAAUCGGAGACGGAUCCAAUGCAGAGAGGGGGAAAAACGAACAAAAAGAAAGCGGACCUGCGCGAGACCGCUGUACGUACAGCACCGGAUCGUACCUACAAAUCCAAGGUGGGACGGCUGUGCAGGGUGGCGUCGCUCGCCAAGAGAACGUUGUCUGUGCACUAGCUGCCGCCGGGAAGCGAGGGUGUGAGAUUUGUUAG